Molecule: messenger RNA, 726 nt
Organism: Panicum virgatum (switchgrass)
Lineage: Eukaryota; Viridiplantae; Streptophyta; Magnoliopsida; Poales; Poaceae
Product: homeobox-leucine zipper protein TF1-like
Exons: 4
Coding region: 1-726 (241 amino acids)
Molecular function (GO): DNA binding; lipid binding
Source: RefSeq, a predicted model, not a curated record
AUGACUGGCCUUGGGUUGCUUCAGGUGAAGUUUUGGUUCCAGAACAAGAGAACCAACGUAAAGCAUUUAAGUGGCAAAGAAGAGAACUACAGGUUGAAAGUGGAGAAUGAAAUGCUGAGGGAAGAAAACUACAUCUUCAAGCAGGCUCAGAACAAUCCUCUCUGCCCCAGAUGCACUAAUGAUCCAGGGUACCUUGAGCUCAUCAAAGAAUUGGAACAGGUGAAAGCAUAUAAUCGGAUGCUGCAGCAACAGUUGCAGAUGUACAUCGACAAUGAAGCCCGUCUGACCAUGAUUUCGCCUACCGGCGUAUUCCAUCAUGGGUCCUCGUCCGGAAAUGCCUUUGCAAUGCAAGAUGACGUUCAAGCGCUUACUGAAGUAGCCAUGAACGCGGCGCAUGAGCUUUUCAUUCUGAGUGACCCCAGCAGCCCUCUGUGGCUGGCUGUACCCGGUGGUUCAUUCCAAGUACUGAACAGGAUGGCCUACGCCCAAACAUUCCCCGGGCAGAUGAGUGUAGGUGCCAUGGCCAUGGGGUUGACGGUAGAAGCUACCCGUGCCAGCGCUGUGGUCAUGCUGGAUGCUAAAAGCAUUGUGGAAUUUCUGAUGGAUAGUGGGAGCUUUGGGGCCUUCUUCCCUGGACUCAUGUCCGGCGUAGCGACCAGCACUAAGGUUUACAACUGGCCUCAGAACAGCGAGGCAGGCUACGAUGGGGCUAUGCAGCUGGUAUGA